AUGGCAAGUUUCAAGUUAUGGGUUUGCCUUAUCAUACUUCUACUCGAGUUCUCAGUGCAUCAAUGCCGACCACUGGUUGUGGAAGCGAGGGCUUCAGAUUCAGGUAACAUCAGAAAGAUUUUGAGAGAACUUCUCAAGAGAUCAGAAGAGCUGAAGGUGAGAUCUAAAGGCGACGAAACGGUCCUAGGCAAUACCCUUGAUUCAAAGCGGCUCAGCCCGGGUGGACCGGACCCUAGGCAUCACUAA
Molecule: messenger RNA, 246 nt
Organism: Microthlaspi erraticum
Lineage: Eukaryota; Viridiplantae; Streptophyta; Magnoliopsida; Brassicales; Brassicaceae
Source: the annotation of a GenBank genome assembly